AUGCAACAUGGUCACCGGGGCUCGAGGCCUGGGUGUGGACGCCGAUUGCUUAGUCUACAACCUACACCGAACCCGCCUCAGUCACGCUCCACCGCCGAAGCUGUACCCGCCGAUGACUCCGGCUCCAUAGAGCUCUCAAGCACCGUGCCUUCGGAGCAUGAGGGAGAGGGAUUUGAUGGCACGGCGUCGCAACGGACAGCAUCGUCGGCUGCACCGCCGCAGUCUUGCGUCCUCCCUCCAACAGAGGCUUCUCACGGUGACUUUCCCGGCGCACCGCCCGAGGGGAUUCCUUUCACCUCCUCGCUUCACGUGGUUGCCCCCGAAGAGCAUGUAGUCUGGCCUGUAUACCGGGUGCUCGAGACAGACGGCCGUGUGCGUUCCGGGGCUCUCGUUCCCGACCUUGACCAAGCUGUUGUCCGCCGCAUGUACCACACGAUGGUACGGCUGCAAGCCAUGGACACCAUUUUCUACAACGCGCAGCGGCAAGGUCGGAUUUCCUUCUACAUCACCUGCACGGGGGAGGAAGCCACACACGUGGGCAGUGCCGCCGCCCUCCGGCCUGAGGACCCGGUCUUGGCCCAGUACCGGGAGGGCGGGGUCUUGAUGUGGCGCGGGUUCACCCUCGAUCAGUUUGCGGACCAAUGCUUCUCCAACCGGGACGACCUGGGGAAAGGCCGGCAGAUGCCCAUCCACUACGGCACGGCCGCCUUGCACUUCCAGACCAUUUCUUCCCCCCUCGCCACCCAGAUCCCCCACGCGGUGGGGGCGGCCUACGGGAUCAAGCUCGAGGACGCUUCCAAGUCGGCGGAAGACAAACGCUGUGUCAUCUGUUUCUUCGGGGAAGGGGCCGCGAGCGAGGGCGACUUCCACGCGGCCCUCAAUUUCGCCGCCACCUUGCAAGCCCCCGUGUUGUUCUUCUGUCGCAACAACGGGUACGCCAUCAGCACGCCCGUCAAGGAGCAAUUUCGUGGGGAUGGUGUCGUCUCCCGCGCCCCCGGCUAUGGCAUGCAUGCCCUGAGGGUGGACGGGAACGACGUCUUGGCCGUGUAUCAUGCCUGUCAGGCGGCUCGGGAGGUGUGCGUCCGGGAGGGAAAGCCCGUGCUGGUGGAGGCCAUGACCUAUCGCGUGGGGCACCACUCGACCUCGGACGACUCCACGCGCUACCGGUCCUUGUCGGAAAUUAAACAGUGGCACGGACAGGAGGAUCCCCUCCGCCGGUUUCGGGCCUGGAUGGAGGGGAAAGGGUGGUGGUCGGACGAAGACGAGGUCCAACUGCGAGACGAGGAGCGGAUGGCGGUGCUGCGGGCUCUUGAGCGUGCGGAAGUGAAGCCAAAGCCGGGAAUGGAGGCUUUGUUCGAAGAUGUGUACCGGGAGAAGCCCUGGCAUUUGCGCGAACAGGAGGCGGGACUGCGGGAUCACGUUGAAAAGUACCCGGAUGUGUACAAAGAGGGCACAGGGAAGGGGCACUGA
This is a messenger RNA of Nannochloropsis gaditana CCMP526, 1470 nucleotides long. RefSeq names its product 2-oxoisovalerate dehydrogenase E1 component, alpha subunit (gene BKDA1). Gene Ontology annotation, biological process: branched-chain amino acid catabolic process. The record is from RefSeq and is a predicted model, not a curated record. Gene Ontology annotation, molecular function: oxidoreductase activity, acting on the aldehyde or oxo group of donors, disulfide as acceptor. The coding region runs from base 1 to 1470 and encodes 489 amino acids. The transcript has a single exon.